Molecule: messenger RNA, 420 nt
Organism: Metschnikowia bicuspidata var. bicuspidata NRRL YB-4993
Lineage: Eukaryota; Fungi; Ascomycota; Pichiomycetes; Serinales; Metschnikowiaceae
Exons: 1
Coding region: 1-420 (139 amino acids)
Biological process (GO): response to oxidative stress; mitochondrial respiratory chain complex I assembly
Cellular component (GO): membrane
Source: RefSeq, a predicted model, not a curated record
AUGUCCACGUCUAUUUUCCGUACCAUUAAAAAUAUCUAUGCCUCUGGAUUAAAGAGAGCAGCCUGGCAAAUACACGCCCACAACGAUACCAAAAGAGGUUGGUUAGUGGGCACUGACGACUGGGGCAACAAGUUCUACGAGACUGAUGCUCCUGAGGAAAUCCACAUGAGAACCAGAUGGGUCGAAUAUGCCGACUGGGGUGUCGACAUGUCCAAGGUUGAACCAGGCUGGCACUAUUGGUUGGGUUAUGGUACCAACACGCCACCAGACAGAUUGCCAGUUGACCAGAGAGCCGUCAGAGCGUACCCGUUGCAAAAGCACAAAAUGAACUUGACCGCCACCAGAGGGGCAUACGUGCCAUACAACACAGCUAAGGCUAAGUGCUCAUCUUGGGAGCCUGUCGUUAGUGAAAGGGUUUAA